AUGGGAUGCGGGAGGCGAAGGUGGAGCCCAACGUCAGCUACAACGUUGGGAUCAGCGCGUGCGGGAAGGGCGGUCAGUGGCAGCGGGCUCUGGCGCUGCUCCGCGAGAUGUGGGAGACGAAGCUUGAGCCCGACGACAUCUCAAAUACGUUAUAAUGCUGGGAUCAGCGCGUGCGAGAAAGGCAAGCAGUGGCAGCGGGCUCUGGCGCUACUGAGUGAGAUGCGGGAGACGCAGCUCGAACCCGACGUCAUCUCUCCUACAUGCGUUGGGAUCAGCGCAUGCGAGAAGGGCGAGCAGUGGCAGCGGGCUCUAGCGCUGCUGAGCGAGAUGCGGGAGACGAAGCUGGAGCCCGACGUCUCAGCUACAACGCUGGGAUCAGCGCGUGCGAGAAGGGGCGAGCAAUGGCAGCAGGCCAUGGCGCUGCUCAGCGACAUAUGGAAGGCAAAGCUCGAGCCCAAUGUCAUGAGCUUCAACGCUGGGAUCAGCGCGUGCGGGAAGGGCGAGCAGUGGCGACGGGCUUUGGCGCUGCUGGGCGAGAUGCGGGAGGCGAAGCUGGAGCCCAACUCAGUUACAACGCUGGGGUCAGCGCGUGCGAGAAGGGCGAGCAGUGGCAGCGGGCUCUGGCGCUACUGA
Prorocentrum cordatum is the source of this 633-nucleotide messenger RNA. The record is from the annotation of a GenBank genome assembly. NCBI's taxonomy places the organism in Eukaryota, Dinophyceae, Prorocentrales, Prorocentraceae.